AUGUUUUCUCAAAAUGAGGAAACACAACAAAACCAAAUAAACUCUAAGCAAAUUGGUACUAUCCGUCCACCUCCGCAAAAAUAUACAGUAGGAGAAUGGAAACUGAAUAAUCGGCACAGGCAGCAGUGCUGCAUAGAUCAACAAAAGUUCGCAGAAAUAAUCACAAGUGAAAUUGAGAGGGUGAAAGACGAUGCCCAGGAAAAAAUCGAUUUGAACAAAAAAGAAACCGACAGACAAAUUAAAAACCGUCAAGAGGACAUCGAAUUCAAUACCGCUGAAAUAAAACUACAGAGAAAAGAAAUUUGCACUGAAAUAGAUAACUUGAAACUUUACAUGGAAAGAAUCAAGGAUUGUUUGGAGGCUUUGGAAAAUAAUGCAAGAGUAAUUUGUCAAAAAUGCAUUGUACUUAGAGAUGGACGAAUUGGAAUUGACUUGGUCCACGAUCAAGUAGAUCAAGAACUGAAAAAUGAACUAAAGAUAAUUGAAAAUACUGAAAAAACGCUUCAAAAAGCUCUCGUGGAUGCUAACGAGAACGUUCGAAAGCUUAAAUCGGCCAUGUACUUUAUUGAUCGAGAUUUGGAAGAUAAAUUCAAAGUAGCUAGGAUUGAUUAUAAAAAUAGUAUCCUUAAAGAAACCAAUCUCGAUCUUCACAAGUAUCCAACAUUUCAUUUAAUAAGUAAAGGAAAUGCAACGCCUGAAGAAUGGAAUGAAUACACUAGAAACAAUAUAGAAAAUGCAGCAAAAGAAAUAAAUUCCGGUCGACAAUUUCGAAGCUAUACCGACAUUGUAAUUCGAAAAGCCAUUAAUGAACUUUGGAAUCAGUAUUAUGUCGUAAAUAACGCUUUCAAACUAAGAAUUCAAGAAGUGAGAGAUGUUAAGAGCGAAAUAGAAAUUCAACAUGGACAGAUUGUUCGACAAGCUAACGAACUGAUAAGAACCAUAGCGGAUUUGGAUAAGACGCUGGCAGAAAAACAAAGUUUCCUGACUUUGAGUCACAAUAGACUAGAUAACCGUUCCCGAAGGCCUGGAAUGGAACUUUGCAAAGAUUUAGUGGAAGCUGUAUUGGUACAUGAGGAAACUGAUUUAAAAAGGAAUUUUGCUACAAUGCGGGCAGUAUUGGCAGAGGCUCACUCAUCACUUCGGUACCUUAUGAAAAUUAAAAUUCAAUUGGAGCAAGACAUGAAUGUGAAAACAAACUCUUUGAAAAUCGAUGAAGUGGACUGUAUGGCAGUAAGACAGAGUAUGGAUUAUCAUGCUUAUUGA
This is a messenger RNA of Ceutorhynchus assimilis (cabbage seed weevil), 1263 nucleotides long. Lineage: Eukaryota; Metazoa; Arthropoda; Insecta; Coleoptera; Curculionidae. The record is from the annotation of a GenBank genome assembly.